CAAAAAUCAAUUGACAAUCAAUAAAAUCAAAAGGCAAGGGAUAAUUUUUGUCAAAGUAAAUUUUUAAUUUGAAAUAUUAUAUUUGCUGCCGAAAGGAGAAAUUUAUACAUGAGUUAAACGGCGGAAAGAAUAUAAAUGCAGCAUUAGAAAAUUACGAUUUGACAACAAAUUAAUAUGGAUAACACAUCAUCAAUUUUCAUUCAACAAUCACCAAAUUUCCAGUUUCUUUCUGUUUGUCACUACAUUACUAUUUUUGGACUAUAUUUUUACAAUGAGGAUUUAAUUACACUUGAUAAACGAAAUCAAUCUGUACCCGUUUUAAAUACUUUGUUUGAAUAUCUCAAUAAAUCGACAAAUGAAUCCGAGGCUAAAUUUUAUCUUCUAAAAAAAGUAUUAAAAGGAAGUGAUCUCUACGGUGGUGGAGAAAAUGAAACACUUGACAUGAAAUAUGUUGAUGAAACAUAUCAGUACAUCAUUAGUAAGGCUCUAUUUUCUCACUAUGGUAACAUUAAUGGAUAUUUGGCUAAAAUCAUCAACGUGGUGGAUGAUAUAAAUUACUCGGUUUUUAAGGGGAAGGUGUUUCAGCAUCUUUCGGAAAAUUAUACAAGUAGGGAAUAUUGUUUCAAUGGUAUUCCGUUAGGGAAUUAUGGUACCAAUGAAAUUCGAUUAGGAAAUUAUAGUUCUAUUAAUAUUCCGUUGGGAAAUUAUAGUUCCAUUAAUAUUCCGUUAGGUAAUUACAGUUCCUUUAAUACUCCUUUAGGGAAUUAUAGUUCAAUUAAUAUUUUGUCAAGAAAUUAUAGUUCCAAUAACAUUCCACCAGCAAAUUACAAUUCCAAACUUAAUGGAUUGACAAUACAAAAAGUUUUCGAUAAUCACAUUUGGCCAAUUUUUCCCCAACCUGAACAAGACAUGAGCAUAAUGGAUCUAAAUUAUAUAUACGCAAUGGUUGGUUUAAAAAUUAUCAAAUCUGUAUCAUCAACAUCUCCGAAUCUUACCUUCCAGGAAUAUAUUUUAAUAUCCCGCGAGAUUGAUUUACAAGAUUUCAGCAACGAAACCUACGAAAUGGUACUAAACUUAUUCUCAACUCCAGCAUUAUUUUUCUACGCCUACAAUCAGAAGGCUAAAUUCCAAAAAAUAGAUGUUUUUAACCUAACUGAUAAAUUUUGGAUCGAAGCUUAUGAAAAUUUAUUCACCCACAUUAGUUUCACUAUGAAACAAAUUGUAACAAAGAAAAUAGAAAAUAGUCUUCACUACAAACUUGAAAAUGAAAUGAAUACUCUAAAAAGUCGAACAAUUAUUGCUGCAAAUAUACUUAGAUUAUAUUGUGAUUAUGAAAAUAUUGGACAAGUAUCUCCAGUUUAUUUGGAAAUUUAUAAAACCUGCUAUCAUUGGAUGACAAAAUCUAUCCUUCCCGAACAGUGUUAUACAAAUUUACUUCCCGAUUUAGAAAAGGAAUACGAAGAUCAAUUUAGUGAGAUUGAGGAGAUUUACAACGAAAUUGAAAGAAAUGGAAUUGAAAAAGUAUUAGUUGAUAGUAAAUUAGUGGAGGAAAUUACAUUAAAUUCCACUGUUAUGUUUGCACGAAUUCCCGAUUAUCAGCAGGGUUGCAAUUUAUGUUCACCAAUUCCACGAAAGGCAAACAAUGAUAUAUAUCUUAUGUUCGCUGUAGAAAAAGAAAAAUCCGAAUUUUACGCUUUGAGACAGGAGAAUAAUACUCUUUCUUUAUUAACAAACAGAGGAAACGAACAAAAUUUUGCUAAAGCAGUUGCUAAUGAUUCUUCUCUAAAGAUGGAAAUUGCAGUAUUUUCCCGAACUCUCAAAUACCGUAAUGAAGAUUACAGAGAAUUUAUUGCAAGAGUUGCGGAAAUAAAAACAAAACAAUUUUUAGAUAAUCUGAAAAAGUACUAUUAUGACGAAACAAUUGGGGAGAAAUUUCUAAAUUUUGUAAAAUCUCUAAUUCCAUUUUACAGUUGCAUUGAAAGUGGAAAAGCUGGCAAAAUGGCCGAAUCCGCAUUUAGUUGUACAAUGGAUGUUCUUAGUCUAAUUCCAUUUGCUGGUUUUGCUGCAAAAUAUACAGCUAGGCUCACCAAUAGUUUCGCAGUGGAAAUUGGUAACAAAUAUCUAAUCACUAAUACUUUGGCAAGAACAGGAAUUACCAAAUUACCAAUAAUUACAGUUUUGAAUCAAAUUUCCCAAACUGCUGGUAAAACAAUUGCAAAGGAAAUUCUAACUCGAAGUCUUUUGAAAGAUUUAACUGUAGCGUUCCUUCGAACAAUUGAUCCUGGAUUUGAAUUUAUUUACCAUUUUAGCAGAUUUGGAUUUCAAACAUUUCGUCAACUAUUUCAAAAUAUAAUUACAAGUUUCGAAAACAUUCACUUCGUUCAAAAUACCCUGGUUUUUAUCAAAUCAUUAGUGAAAAAUUUAGAAAGAAACAUAAAUCUGAUCACCGAUUCAAUGGGAUUGGUACCAGUGGUUCUAGCCAAACGUAACAGUUACGAAAUUGUUAGAUACCAUUAUCCAGGUGGAUCGCAUUUUUUUGGACCUACCUGCCUAAAAUCAUUUGGAAACACUGCGGAAUUAAGAACCAUCGAGGGAUAUUCAUUUCCCCUACCAGUUGUGAGGGAAAAAUCCGGUUUCUAUCAACAAUACAAUCCGAAAACUGGUGAUAAAAUUGGUAAAUUAAAAAUGAAUUCGGAUAUUCUCCAAAGGGUUGGGAAUUUAAUAAACGAAAUGGUUAUCAAUGGAAGGGAUGUAAAUAUAAUUCGUAAUUAUCAUGUUUAUCAUAAUACGAUAAAGUGGAAUAAACCAAAGGAAGUAAAUCAGAUCGAAGGAUCAAAUUUAGAAUCACUUCAAAAUCCUCUAAAUACAGAUGAAAAUCCAGUUCAGAAUCAAAUUUCCGAGAUUCAAAUUACUUUACGUGGUAAUAUUGAAGGAAUUCCCUUGAAUUUUCCUCAAAUUGGAAACGUUGAAUUUACCGGUACUUUGAGGGGAAAUAUAGUUGAUCACAAUUUACUUGUUUCACAAUCCGAACUUCCGGGAACAUCAAGAGGUGUUGAAACAGAAUCCGUUUUACAAACAUUUGAUCCUCCUUUAGUUAAGGGAGAAUUUAACAAGAAUUUAAAAAGUCACACAUCGUCUCAGUCUCAACCUGAAAAUCCACUAAAUCCAAAACAACAAAAAUCCUUUAUGCCAAAUGAAAUAUUGGAUUUAACUGUUCCGCAUAGGAAACGGAAAUUAGAAACAGAAGAAACUUUUUCGUAUUAUCAUAAAAAAUUCAAUGCAAUGAAUUUCAAAAGAAAUGAAAAAGUUAAAAAUCAAGAAACAUAUUUACAAAAUUCAAAAAUUGAUUUAAAAAAAACAAAUGAAGAUUUUCAGGAGAAAAUACAAAAUUUUGAUAAUAUUCCUGGAAUUACGGAAAAAUUUAAAAAUGUCAAUCCUGAUUUUUAUAAAACUGUCAUUAGGGAACCAACCUAUACAAUAUAUACAGAUAUUCUGAUAGAAUUAAAAAAAAAUGGUUUAUUAAAUAUCAAAAAGGAAAAGGAGAAAUUAAAUUUAUUACAAACUGUUGUAAAUAAAUUGGCAAUAUUUCAAUUGGAUACAGGAAUUCCUCUAAAGAAACAAAUUAAACUUUGGUAUACUUCAACAGUAAUUGGACAAAGUAUAAUUAAUUCCAUAAGAAAUUUAAAAGGGAGAACAUUUUUUUUCAACGAUAUUACUUUAUUGAGAAAUAAACCACCAGGUCCUUUGACAACAAGAAGUAUAGUGCAUCAUCAUUUAGAAAUAGAAGUACGUUAUCAUUUAACAACAGAUUCGUCCUAUGGAUUUGUGGAUUUAACAAAUUUUCAUAAAUCAUUAAAACAUAAUUAUAUAACAUUUAGUGAUACAUUUUUUAUCGUAACUGAUACAUUUUUCACUGCUAAUAAUAAAGUUCUUAAUGUUCAAUUAAAAAAUUGUGAUAUGACAAAAAAUACCUGGCGACAAUUAAGAGAGAGGGAUAUUUAUUAUUUAUUAAAAAGUCAAGAAAUUAUUGGAACAAUGAGAAUGAAUAAAAUUACAAAAGCUGCUAAUUUUAUCACUGAAAAUGUACUAUUACAUACUAUUAGAACAUCAAAGGAAUUUCUUUCGAGUUACAUUUUGAAUAUAAAUCAGCAUUCGAUUUCGAAAUUAGUUCCCACUUACGAUAUGCUUGCUGAGGAUUUAAAAAAAUUGUCAUUUCUUGGAAAGUAUUCUAAUUGGAAAAUUGAUAAUCAUCGUUAUAUACAAGAUGUAUUGUUUAGACAAAAUUUAGAUGAAAUUAUCGAUUUAUCGGAAGCACGACAAAAAAUUCAUGUUAUUUAUGAUAAUAUUCAUAUUCAAAAUAUUGAAGAGGCAUUUGAAAAUUAUCGUAAAAUUGAAAAUGUUGAAUCGUAUUUACGAUUUGAAGAUUAUUAUGUUUUAUAUUCACACAUUAAAAAUAGAUUAUUAUUGAAUAAUGAUGGAAUGAGACGUUUGGAGGCUGCAAUUACACGACUUGGUCUAAGACAAUGUGAUGAUGAGAAAUUUAUUAUGAAAACAAUUAAACUCUAUCGUUUUGAAUUUAUUACUAAGGAAACGUCGGUAAAAUUUUUCGAAGUAUUGAAAAAAAAUGAUAAUAUUAUAUUUGAUAAAUUUAGAAAAUUUUCAUUACAUCGUGAUAUUGUUGAAGUUAAUUGUUUAAAUGAAGCUAGCAAAUCGUUAAGUAUUCCCAUAUUAAUGGAAAUUACAAUUGAAAAUCAAGCGGGCGUUGUUGAUGUUAGUCGUAUUAUUAAUGAAAAUUCUUUUUAUGCAGUUACAUCAAAUUUUGAAUAUAUAUUGGAUGAUGUUAGAUAUAAAAAAAUUCACAAUCAAAAUAUAUUAGUUAUAAAAAUGCACGAUAAUGGAAGUCCAAAAGAAAAACGAAUGGUUGAUAUGACAAAGAGGCUUAAUGAAUUAUUUGCGACUGAAACUAAAUUUUAUUCCGAUAUUAUUCGAAUUUUGGAUUAAUAUUUCAAUUAAUUAAAUAGAAAAAAUUAAAUAAUUACAAACAAUUAUAAUUUUAUUAUAAUGAAUAGAUAAAAUAUUUUUUUUUUAACAUUUAAAUCUAAUUAACGACCAUCUGAAAAUUAAUUUAAAUAUUGAAUGUUAAUUAUAUAAUUGUA
This is a messenger RNA of Leptopilina boulardi, 5156 nucleotides long. RefSeq lists its product as uncharacterized. The coding region runs from base 175 to 5001 and encodes 1608 amino acids. The transcript is spliced from 2 exons. The record is from RefSeq and is a predicted model, not a curated record. Lineage: Eukaryota; Metazoa; Arthropoda; Insecta; Hymenoptera; Figitidae.